Messenger RNA from Trichomycterus rosablanca, 1809 nucleotides. RefSeq names its product protein disulfide isomerase family A, member 2 (gene pdia2). Lineage: Eukaryota; Metazoa; Chordata; Actinopteri; Siluriformes; Trichomycteridae. The transcript is spliced from 11 exons. The coding region runs from base 1 to 1632 and encodes 543 amino acids. Gene Ontology annotation, cellular component: endoplasmic reticulum. Gene Ontology annotation, molecular function: protein disulfide isomerase activity. The record is from RefSeq and is a predicted model, not a curated record. Gene Ontology annotation, biological process: response to endoplasmic reticulum stress; protein folding.
AUGAAGGUCUUACACGUUUGGCUUUUGCUCCUGCUGUGCUCUCUGCCGGUUAAAGCUGGAGAUGAGACAGCGGAGGAGAAUUUGCACGGAGAGAAAGAAAAUGAGAACGAGACUGAGCCAGAGAAAAAGGAAAAGACAGAUGAGCUAACGGAGGAGAAGGACGUCCUGGUGCUGCAUGACAAGAACUUUGCACGUGCCCUGAGCGAGUACAAAUAUCUGCUUGUGGAGUUCUACGCCCCAUGGUGCCGCCACUGUCGUGCGCUUGAGCCAAUAUUCGCUGAGGUGGCAGCCCAGCUGAAAAACGAGUCUUCUUCGGUACGACUGGCCAAGGUCGAUGCGACGGAAGAGAAAGAACUUGCAGAGGAGUUUGAAGUCAGCAGCUUUCCAACACUUAAAUUCUUCAAGGAAGGCAACAGAAAGAACGCUACAGAAUUUACAGGAAAACGCAAUGCGAAGGGCAUCAUGCAGUGGCUGCAGCGACACAUGGGGCCCAGCACCACCCUUCUAAAUAAUGAGAAAGACGCUCAGGAACUGCUUGAUGCACAUGACGUGGUUGUGGUUGGAUUCUUUAAGGACCUGGAAGGUGAGAAGGCAAAACUGUUUUAUGAUCUUGCGCUAGACAUCGUUGAAAUUAACUUUGGCAUAACGAGCAGCCUGGAGCUUUUUCAGAAGUAUGAAGUACAGAAGGAAUCGUUGGUGCUUUUUAAAAAGUUUGAUGACGGGCGGACGGACAAGAUUCUUCCAGAGGACGACAAACUGGAUAAAGAUGAGCUAAUCACAUUCAUCCGGGCCAACAGUCUUGAGCUCGUUAUUACAUUUAGUGAGGAGAACGCUGAUAAAAUUUUCUCCAGUGAAGUCCACAAGCACCUCAUUCUGUUCCUUAACACAACAGUCGAGUCCCACAACUCUCUGCUGAAGGACUACAGGGCCGCAGCCAGUGAGUUUAAAGGGAAAGUGCUGUUUGUCAAAGUCGAUGUCACAGAGGUUUCCCAUGUGCUGAACUAUUUCGGUUUGUCUGCAAGCGACGCCCCAGUUCUCCGUCUCGUCAACACAGAUACUGUGAAGAAAUAUGCCAUGGCAGAAGCAACCAUCAACAAAGACACGCUAAAAACCUUCUGCCAGGGCGUGCUGGAUGGCACCAUUACGCCUGAUUUGAUGAGCCAGGAUGCUCCAGAGGACUGGGAUAAGAACCCCGUGAAAGUUCUUGUAGGGAAGAUCUUUGAACAAGUUGUGUUUGAUGAGACCAAGAACGUCUUUGUGGAAUUCUAUGCUCCUUGGUGUGGCCACUGCAAGGAGCUCGCUCCUGAGUGGGACAAGCUGGGAGAAAAGUACAAGGACCAUGAAAACAUCAUUAUAGCCAAGAUGGACUCCACAGCCAACGAAGUGGAGUCAAUCACUGUCCAGGGGUAUCCCAGCCUGAAGUACUUUCCAGCAGGGGCUGAAAGGAAGGUGAUUGAUUACAAUGGAAACAGAGACUUGGAUACUUUCAUCAAAUUCCUUGAUAAUGGGGGAGUGCUGCCAGAAGAAGAAGAGGAAGAAGAGGAGGAGGAGGACGACAAAGAGGAGGUCUCCCGUGACUCAACGGAGGAGUCAGAGCAACAAGAUGAAUCAAGCAGCAAAGACGAACUGUAAAAUUCGUCUCGUGAAUGAAGUGAGAUUAACAUUCGGUCAAAAAACAGCAGGAAAAUAAUGUUGACAUUUACCUGCAGACAUAAAUGUACAGCAUGCAAAAUUGAUACAUGAUAGUGAAUACUUUACUUUUUAAGGUUUUGUAUUAGUCAACCUGAUGUACCAAAUUUCACCCUUUAU